Melanotaenia boesemani (Boeseman's rainbowfish) is the source of this 2664-nucleotide messenger RNA. RefSeq names its product prostaglandin I2 receptor (gene ptgir). Gene Ontology annotation, molecular function: prostacyclin receptor activity; thromboxane receptor activity. The transcript has 3 exons. Gene Ontology annotation, biological process: inflammatory response; adenylate cyclase-activating G protein-coupled receptor signaling pathway; positive regulation of cytosolic calcium ion concentration. The record is from RefSeq and is a predicted model, not a curated record. The coding region runs from base 421 to 1494 and encodes 357 amino acids. NCBI's taxonomy places the organism in Eukaryota, Metazoa, Chordata, Actinopteri, Atheriniformes, Melanotaeniidae. Gene Ontology annotation, cellular component: plasma membrane.
GAAAAGCGUCGCCCGAACAGUCAUGUUUUCUGUGGGGUCCGCGUGCGUCUGCCGACACGUUACCUGUAGCAGUGUUUGUUCGCACGAGGAGCGCUUCAUCUUUUAUGAACGAGUCCUUGGAAGAAAAGCAGAAUAAAAGAGUAAACUGAAGAAAAAGUAAAAACUUCUAAAGUUUCAGAAGUAUUGCUGCUUUCUGACUGAUGCCGUGAAAGAAAGGUUUCAAAAGGGCAAGAAACAGGAGAGAAGAGAGAGGUUUGGAGUAAUGUUUUAAUUCACGGCAUCAGUAUGAGUCUUACUGUACAUCCCUGCUGUGUGUGUUGCCAAAUGAUGGUCUCCACAGGACAGGAUUUUCUCUUGUUGUCUGGGAAUCCUUUAUUAAUUCCUCACUGAUCAACAACAUUUCCUCUAAAAAAGACAGACAUGAACAGAAGCAUUGUUUUAAACGAAACAUGUCACAACACCACCUGCAUCGUGGGUCGAGAUGGCAAACCAGUGACGAGCAUCAUCAUGUUUCUGGCUGGGGUUGGGGGAAACCUCCUGGCUCUCUUCAUCCUUGGAGUGCACCAAAAGGAACACCGCUCCAGGUCCUCGGCUUUCUGCAUUCUGGUGACCGGCCUUGCCCUCACGGACCUGCUGGGCACCUGCAUCCUCAGCCCGCCUGUGUUCAUCUGCUAUGCCCACAACAUGUCCCUUAUAGAUCUGGGUGGUGAAAGACUGUGCAAGCUCUUUGGGUUUGCCACCAUUUUCUUCGGCUUGGCACCAACUCUUACCCUGUGCGCCAUGGCGGUGGAACGCUGCCUGGCUAUCAGCCACCCAUACUUUUACUCUGUGCACAUCCGCAGCAGCUUUGCCAAAUUUACUCUUGUCUUUAUUUACAUCUUUUCCCUGGCUUUCUGCCUUUUACCGUUCAUUGGUUAUGGUAAAUUCAGACAGUACUGCCCUGGGACAUGGUGCUUCAUUGAUAUGGACGCAACAGAGGUUGACCACUCCAACCUGGUGCUGGCCUUCUCUCUGUCUUACUCCUCCCUCAUGGCAAUGCUGAUCUUUGCUGUGUUUAUGUGCAAUGGCUCAGUGAUUGUCAGUCUGUGCCAAAUGCAUCGGAGUCAGAUGGUCCGCCGUGGUUCGGUGGUGUCAACGGGGAGAAAGAGGAGGCUGAGCCUGGCCUGGUUUGGACAUGGGGAAGAAGAGAUGGACCACCUGGUGCUGCUGGCUCUCAUCACUGUCAUAUUUGCAGUCUGCUCCCUGCCGCUGACCAUUGCAGGCUUUAUCAACGCUAUUCAUCCAUUCUGUGGUGACAAGGAGAACUUGACAGCUUUUCGUUUCUACGCUGUCAACCCCAUAGUGGAUCCAUGGGUUUUUAUCAUCUGCCGCAAGUCUGUGUUUCAACACUUGUUCUCGCUGCUGAGCUGCCACUUCAGCAAAGGAGCUGUAAAGACAACAGCACACUGCGCUCUGUCUUUACCUCUUGAUAAUACCAUACAGCACAACGCCUAGACGUGACGCUUUAAGGACCAACAUGAGUUAUGGUUUAUUUACACUCUGGGCUCCUGUAAAACAUGUAGCAACAUGUACUCUUGCCACAAUUUGUAGAUAGAAACUGUUGCAUUGUUCACGUGACUCUUAAGACCAAAAUAAUCAACUUUAUUGUAUCUCCACAAAUGAGGACAUUUUCAUUUUACUUCUGAAGAACAUAUAUGUCUGUGGGAGAGUUCAUGGCUGCAUGAAAUAAUAGUUGAUAUUUUAGAAUGGGCCAACAUGGUGAACCAAAAUGGCAACAUUGCUUCUUUUUAAAGCCAAACUAAUGUAACUUAAGUGUGCUCUCUAGUAACAUUUUAACACCCAAUGUUUGAUCUAUACCUUAGACUGCUGGUUACAAAGUUAGUUUGACAUUUUAAAGUCACAUUUUACAGUAGCUGUGCUCAUGUAAUAGUAUUAACUUGUAAAAAUGAACAAAGUAAAUGAAAAAGUCCAUUUGUUUUAAUAUGGGCUCAAGCUAAAGGGUUAAUGUGAAUUGCUAUUAAAAUGUUUAAAGGGAAUUGUGGGUUCCUUUCUACAUAAAGAUGACUUUUUUUUUGUUGUGAUUUAUUGCCACAGAAAUAAAACAAAAAUGAGCUGAAAGAAGUCAGAUCAGUUAGUCUAAGGUGGGACUACUUUAUACAUUCUCUGAUAUUCGAAUUAAAAGGCCACCAUGUUGUCAGAUAAAGUUGAUUCCUGCAACAGUACAACCCUUGGUUUUACUGAUUGGCAUGAUAAAAUUCAUUUCAAAUCUACCCACAAUGAUUGUGAAUGUUUUAAGAGCUUUUUGCUUUUAAACUUAUGUGCUGCUGCAAAAUGCACUGUGAGAAUUGGUCUUUUUGUAGACUUUGUUGUGUCCUAAACUUUUGUAUUCAUGUCUGUGCUACACACUGUGCUAUAAAGAUUUGAAUUUGCUGGUUUGUUUUUGGUUUAUGCACCAGAAUGUAAUAAUAUCAGGCAUGCUCCUUUUUUUGUUUGUUUGUUUUAAUGGUGGGUUGCAUUACUUGUUUACUAUUUGCUUAUGCAUGACCCAGGCAAAAACACAUUCCCACCUGCACAUGUUCUGCUCAAAGGGUACAUUGUGAAUCACUGUAUUUGACCUAGAAAUCUAUUAAAAUGAAUAAAAGAAAACUGUUUUGGUUAAAAAAA